AUGAACACGUUGACACCACUUGUUAUGGCUAUGUUUUUUGCAAAUGAUGAAGAAGGCCGAAAACGAAUACCUAUCAUUCUUGGAAACCUUUCGGUAAUAAUCAGUAGAAAUGAGAAUGAUGAGAAUAUGCAACAUAAUACACUACAACAGAAUGAUGGUCAACGAUAUAAUAAAGGCCUGAUAUCGAGAGGGAAACGAAAGAUAAAGGGCGACAACAGUAAUAUCAAUAAACGGGGCACUAUGUUUAAGAUCACUGUUCAAUAUGGAUCAGGCACAGGGAAAAUUAGUUGGGUUGUUUACCGCCGAUUUUGGGACUUUGUCAAACUACAUUACCAUUAUAAAAAGAAGUACAAUAAUAAGAGAGAGUCGCAUUUGAGAGAAGGUUUCAUGGGAAACUAUACACGUCCUCCACAAUUUCCUAGUAUACCUCGGCACUACUUUGGUAAAAGGUUAAGGAAAGAUCAGUGCCAGCCGCAGAAGUGGCAACAACAGCAUCAGGCUCAACAGCAAACACCUCAGCGACUACAACAGGAACGAAUGUUAUCAUCUAAGAGCAGACAACUAACUGAUACAAGUCACCAUACAGCUCCUACAUCUAUUAUCGAUGAAGAUGCUGUUACCUCUGCUGUGACGAGGCAACAACUGGUUAACGAUGUUACUGUCAUGAAUAUUUCUGAUAUCAUUGAUCCCGAUGAGAGAAAAAUGAUGGUAGACUCACCAGCAAAUGCAAGUAUUAUGUCCUCCAAUUUCGAUACGACUGAUGCUAUUAUAUUGCAGCAAGCUGAUGACACCGUAUUUCAAGCAUUGGAAGAAUACUUGAAUCAAUUCAUUGCCUCUUUGGGACCAUGUGCGCCUGUCAAUCGACUGUGUAAAUUUUUGGAGAUUUCGCAUUUGGGUUUACAACUAGCUGCUCAGUAUCCUGAAGCAAAUACUGUAGCUCGUGGUAAAGAAGAUUAUGCUGUUCUUCAAAGUCGGACUGAUAAUGGUCCGAAGCAAAAACGUCGAAACCUUCUGGAGGAUGGUUUAACGUGCUCAAUACCAACAACUCGUGGAAGAAGACAUCAACAGCCAAUGUGGUUCAUUAUCCGUGAUACUUAUGUUGUUUGUGUAGAAGACCCUACUCAGUCGGAAAUCUAUGAUGUGUUCUUAUUCGAUCACAAAUUUGACUUACAUCGAUUAGCUUUAUCCGGAGAUAAAUCUGAUCAUCGCAAGACAAAAAGUAAACGUAUAUUUUUCAGCAAUGUACUCGUAAAUGCAUCUCACUUUGCCAAAGCCAAAUCCACUCUAUGUCUCAGCAAUAUGCACGGUAUUUAUCAUCUCCGCGCUAAGAACGAAGAGCAAGCAAAACAAUUGGAAAAAUCCAUUCGAUUCAUGGCUUCCAAUUCCAUAUGGUGCAAAGAACACCGUUUCAACAGUUUUGCUCCCAUUCGGACAAAUUCAAGUGUUGCAUGGUUUGUUGACGGUAGAGACUAUUUCUGGGAUGUCUCUGUCGCUUUAGAUAAUGCGAAAGAAAGUAUAUAUAUACAUGAUUGGUGGCUGUCCCCUGAACUGUUUCUGCGAAGACCUGCCGCACAAAACCUUGAAUGGAGGCUUGAUCGUGUUCUUAAACGUAAAGCUGAUCAAGGCGUCAAAAUUUAUAUUGUCAUCUACAAAGAAGUUGCCAUGGCUUUACCCUUAUUCUCACAUCAAACGAAACGACACUUGCUACAACUCUCUCCAAAUAUCUUUGUUCAACGUCAUCCCUCACGUGCAUUAGAUAUAUUUGACAAAAACAGUAUUUUCUUUUGGGCACAUCAUGAAAAAAUCUGUAUAGUUGAUAAUGAAAUUGCCUUUGUAGGAGGUAUUGAUCAAUGUUUUGGACGAUAUGAUACCCCAGGUCACAUAUUGGUAGAUGACCUGAAGCCUGAACUGGAUAUAGACAAUGAUCAUCCACAAAUUUGGCCAGGCAAAGAUUACUCCAACCCUCGUAUUAUUGAUUUUCAUACUCUGGAAAAGCCUUUUGAAGACAAUCAGGAUCGAACUACUCUACCACGUAUGCCAUGGCAUGAUGUCUCUAUGCGUAUCGUGGGCCCAGCAGCUCGUGAUGUAGCUCGUCAUUUCAUUCAAAGGUGGAAUUUUUUGCGUCGCAAAAAGCCAACGGCGCCAAAAAAGCCUACGCCUAUGUUAUUGCCAAUACCUGAAAGCUAUACACAUCAACUGAGUAAUGAUGAUCCUCGUAUUUGCCAUCCUCAUACCUCUCGCUCUUGUAACGUGCAAAUUCUACGUAGUGUGUCACCAUGGAGUAUUGGAUCUAUCGAUCAUACUGAGAAAAGUAUUCAAAAUGCCUAUUGUGAGUCAAUUAGAGCCUCAGAAUAUUUUAUUUACAUCGAGAAUAAGAUUGGUGAAGCCAUUUACGACCGUAUCAUACGUGCUCAUAAACAAGGUGAAAAGUGGCGGGCCAUUAUUGUUCUUCCACUUGUCCCUGGAUUUCCUGCCAACAUAGAUGAAACAGAAGCAACUACUGUUCGCCUAAUUAUGAAAUAUCAAUACAUUACUGUAGGUCAAGGCCCUGAUUCACUUUUAGGGCGACUUCAUACGGCUGGUAUAACCCAUACACAUGAAUAUAUUAACUUUUACGGUUUGCGUAACUGGGCAGAAUUGAAUGGUCAAUAUGUAACAGAACAAGUGUACAUUCAUUCGAAGAUAAUGAUUGUGGAUGAUAAAGCAGUUAUCAUUGGAUCUGCUAACAUCAAUGAACGUUCUCAAUUAGGCUCACGAGAUUCUGAAAUUGCAGCCUUUGUUGAAGACGACGAUAACGAACUCAUUGACUCAUUUAUAAACAAUCAACCUGCUAAAGUAGGUCGAUUUGCACAUACCCUCAGAAUGCAUCUAAUGUGUGAACAUAUUGGUCUAGAUGUGGAUCAAAUGAAACGCGAAUUGUAUACAAGUAGCAUGAACAAUAACACUUCCACAGCAACUUACUUAAAUCAGUCGGCAUGGACAGAUAGGAAAAUAAGUGAUGGAGAUAAGAAUGAUACUAUUGACUGUUUGCCUCCAUAUGUUCAAGUGCUGGGUGGCAAUCCAGGAACACAGGAAAAAGAACGAAUUAAAAUGGAGGAAAAGGAUGGUCAUCAAUUACACUCCACAAACCGGAAGCAAUUUGAAAUGUCGCAUACACAAUUUUCGUCUGACAGUUCUGACACAAGUAGCAAUGAUGGCGGAUCUUUAAAGAAUAUGAAUUUGAAAAAUAUAAGAAGGCAUAAGAAGCAUAAGAGGCGUAGAUUCUUGCUCAGCAAGAGCGAAAAAAAGAGCAGCAAUAAAGAAGAGGACGCAAAAAAGUUGGUACAAGCUGCAACUGUGGCAAAUGUGAUUGCAAAAGGAAAAAAACAAGGUUUGAACGCAGAUCCAUCCUCCUUAGAAAAAGCACAGACCACAAAUCCAAACGACAGUCAGCAUUCCAGCAAUCAGGAAACUGCAGCUGUAUUGUCAACUACAAAUGUAGAUAAAAGAUCAACAUCGAUUGUGUCACCUACAAAGUCUAUCUUUGGUAAAAGGAAGAGUACGAAAGAAGAUUUUCUAGACUUUUGGAGUUCUUUAACUCCUGAUACGGACCCUAAUGGUGAUGGCAAAGCUGGUGUGGAUUUGGCAUCAGACUAUUACGGCAGCUCAAAAUUGGAUACUUCUUUUCUUGAGAAUAAAACAGUGGGCGACAUCUACCGUAUUUUACAAGAUCCACUUUCUGAUGACUUCCAAAACGUUUGGCAUAUGCUAGCUAGAGUCAACACUGAUCUCUUCCGUCGUGCCUUUUUGAUUACUCCUGAUAAUAACGUGCGUACAUGGGAACAGUAUGACAAUUAUAGCAAAAUGGCGAAGCUUUUUUUGGGCCGUACUGAUAUCAAACAUGGCGGUACAAAAACCACUGUAGCCGCAGGAAAUGCUACUACUCUUCCAUUAAAUACUUUAAAUUGUAACGAUAAUGGAAUAAACGGUAUUGACGACUGUAGCAGUGAUAAGCAAGUUACAGUACACGAAUUGAUUCAGCAUAUCAAAGGGCAUCUGGUGAUAUGGCCAAACUUUUUUAUGGAAGAAGAAGAGAAAAACAAUGAAUUCCUGUUUGGUGUGGAUAAAUUGGCUCCUCUUGAGAUAUUUGACUAA
Molecule: messenger RNA, 4134 nt
Organism: Mycotypha africana
Lineage: Eukaryota; Fungi; Mucoromycota; Mucoromycetes; Mucorales; Mycotyphaceae
Exons: 5
Coding region: 1-4134 (1377 amino acids)
Biological process (GO): intracellular signal transduction; cell motility; phosphatidic acid biosynthetic process
Molecular function (GO): phosphatidylinositol binding; D-type glycerophospholipase activity
Source: RefSeq, a predicted model, not a curated record